AUGGAUAGUGACGAUCAUCAUCACCACCAUCAUCAUCUUCAUAUUCAUAAACCGAAAGUGUUAGAAAAAUUAUCAAAUAAAAUUUCAUCACUCAAAGAAGAUAUCACUGAAGCUGUUAGAGAUCGAACUCAUUCAACAACAUCGGAUCAUCGAAGUUCAAUUUCUACCGAUAAUAUAUCAAUACUUGCUAAUAAUGCUUCACUCACUUUACCAGAUGAUAUUCCAUCUGUAAAUCUUGAAAAUAGACAAACGUUCAAAGGUUAUGGAGAUACUGACUCAAUAGCAUCUUCACAAUCAAUAACAUCAUAUGCAUCUUCAGCUGGUGUACCGCAUUCAGGUCCACCACGUCAUACAAUUGAUCAAUUAGCAUUAAAUAUGGGUUUUGGUGGUAUUAGACCAGUUGUUGCUAAUCCAUCAAUUUUAUCGACGAGCACUACUCAUGCAAGUUCAGCAUCUUUAGUUAAUUCAGCAAAUCCUGUUUUUCAACCAACAUUAACACCAACAAGUUUAAAAACAUUUGAUUUAUCAGAUAAUAUAUCAUUAAAUAAAGAAACGUUUAAUGAAACAGAAGAUAAUGUAAAAGAACGUAAUAUAACAAAAAUUGAUCCUGUUGAAAUGGUUGCAGAACCUACUGUUGUUACUGUGUCAAAAGAUCCCGUACGACGUGCUGCUACAUUAUUAGCUGGACCAAAAUUUCAAGUAAAUUGUAGUGAAGAUAUAAAGAAAAAAGUUAUUAUCGAUAAUAAUACGAUUUAUACAGUUGCAAUUAUUGUUGGAAUAAUUUCACUAAUUUUUUCACUAUGGAAACCGAUUUCAUCGUAUUUUUCUGGUUUAAUGGUUGGUAUUUUGUUUGCUGGUGCAAUAGUUUAUAUUCUUUUUCGGCUAUAUGUUAAUGCAAAAACAGAAGAAAAGGGUAUUGAAGAAUGGGUUGAUUUUCCUACUCUUGAAGCUAUGCUUACAAAAUGUGACAAAGAAGAUAAAAAUACAAAUAUUCAAGUGACAGGUGCAUCGAUUGCAUUUCAAAGUUAUGAUGCUGAUCGUGAUGAAGAUUUUGUCCGUUAUCCAUGUGACAUUCGUCUUGAUGGAUAUCGCCUUAUAAUUCAACUUGCAAGUAAACAAUGGAGUGAAGAUAAAAAAUCCGAUAAAGAAGUUAAAUUUAUUGGUUAUCGAGAAUAUUUAAUUAAAGAAGCUGGAAUGAUACUUGUUCCUGAAGCAACAUUAACACGUGCUAAAUAUUGGAUGAAUGAUUAUCCUAUUGUUAUACAAGAUUUACAAAUACUUGAUAAACAAAUCAAUAGUAAACAACAAUUAGAAAAAUCUAAACUUGAUACAAAUGAUUUCUUUACAAAUACUGCAACAACUCUUUCCAUUUGGUUUGAAACUUGUCCACAAAAAGAAGAAUGGUUUCAUAAAUUAUCUUUAGUUUUACGCAAAGGAAAAGAAGAAAUUGAACGAACAAAUAAUCUUACGACAGGAAAAAAUAACUCAGGUGAUACGACACCAUCAUUACAUCGUCGUUUACCUCAAACUGAUGCUGAUAUUGAACUUGUACCAAAUGUUAUUACGGAAUCUGAUAUUAAUGCUGCAAUUGUUGAAACAGACGCAAAUGCUGAAGAAUUCCAAGAAAAAGCUCAAUUUGAAAAAACUGGUCCUCAUAUUAAUGAAACUAUAGAUUCAUUACGGGUACGUAUAACUGCACCUCUUGAUUUCACUGUUGAAGAAGUUGAUCCUGAUGAUAUAGAAAAAGAUAUAACUGGUACUAAACGAACCAUAGUAAGAAAAUCAAGAAAAACAACACCAAGUGAAGCUAGUUUACAACACGUUCUUCAAUCACCUGAAUGUUUGGAUGAAACAGCUAUAACAAUUAAUUUUCUUGCACGUCGAUUAUUAUGUGAUAUGUUUGAAAUUCCAGUAUUUAAAGAUUUAAUUAAAGAUAAAGUUGAAAUGAAAUUAAAAGAAGUUGCUGUUAAAAUUUUUAAAGAUCUUCGUGUUACAUCAAUUGAUAUAGGAAAUACAUUUCCAAUUAUAUUAAAAGUUGAACCGAUGCAAUGGAAUACUCAAGGAAUUUGGUUUAAUUUAUUUCUUCAUUAUCGUGGAAAUUUUAAAUUAUCGGUAAGAUCACGUGUAUUACUUCAAAAAUUAAUUAAUUAUGAUCCAAAAAAACAUAAACCAAUGUUUGCUCAGCAUCAUUCAGCACAACUUGUACAUAAAGAUGAAGAACGUAUCGAUGAAGAUGAUUUAGUUCAAAGACAAAAACUUUUAGCUAAAGAACCUGAAAUUCCUGAAAUGGCUGUUACACGGAAACUUGGUCUUGCAUUAACCAGUUUAGCAUUAAAUCCAUAUUUUCAGAUGUUUGCGAAUAUACCAUUUGUUAAAAAAUUAUUUGAGAAAUUUUCUGAAAAAGAAAUUGGUGCUGAUAUUGAAGUAACUGGAUUUAGUGGAACUCUUACAUUGAAUAUUCCUCCACCACCAAGUGAUCGAAUUUGGGUUGGCUUUCCAGAAAUGCCUGAUCUUACUAUUAAAGUCGUACCUGUUUAUGGUGAAAAACAGUAUGAAUAUACAUUACUCGAAGAUUUCUUAUCAGCUAGAAUUCGAGAUGAAAUUAAGCGACUUGUUGUCUUACCUGCUAUGGAUGAUCAACUUCUUCCAUUCUUUCGUGAUUGGGCUAUUGAUAUUAUUGGCGAAAUUGUAUCUAAACCUAUAAAUCCUCUCACAGAUAAUUAUAAAGCUAAAUUGAAUGCUCUAGCUUCUGUUCGUGCAGGAUUAGAUGAAUAUAAUAAUAUGAACGAUGUUCAUAAACAAACACCGCCACCAUCACCAACAGCACCAAUAGCACCAACAUUAUCAUCAUUGGCUCCACAUCAUGCUUAA
This is a messenger RNA of Adineta steineri, 2871 nucleotides long. Lineage: Eukaryota; Metazoa; Rotifera; Eurotatoria; Adinetida; Adinetidae. The record is from the annotation of a GenBank genome assembly.